AAGCUUGCGUUCCAAUACAAGAACCAUCACCACCUCAAGACAUGGCUGAAGUCAUGCCUGAAGUCAUGCAGCAAACUGUUGCACAAAUUGGUGGCCGAAAACCAGUAGUUUGGUUGUUUCAGAAGGAUUUAACAAAAAGCGAUACAAUACGCCAACAUGGAAGGAUAUUCAUAUCUUAUAUUGUGAAAGAAUAUCUGAUACCGGCUGAGAUUAAGAAGCACCCGGUUUUUAAGGGUGUUGAGAGUAAUAGAUCAAAAAAGGAGAAGGAAGACUACUCUGUUACAUUGGUUGAACCAGAUGGAGAAACAUCAGAAAUUGAUUUCAAGAUCUGGUGUUCUCUGAGCAGCAAGGGUGAUCGACAACUUGUAGGUGACGGCCAACCCGUCUUGACCGGAUCCAAGUGGAACGCAUUGGUUCGCAAAUACAACAUGGUAGUAGGAACUAAGUUACAGUUUUGGUGUUUCAGAAAGGCAGAUUCAAACGAGCUUUGUUUUGCCAUGAAUAAUAACGAUGAAUAAAAAAAAUAACAUGGAAAAUAAACAAGGUUUGCAGAUGCCAGCCAUCAUCAACUACAGCAAACAUGAUGGUGUUCUACUUUUUCGCAAUAUUUUAUCGUAAUAGCCAGGAAGCACUGUUUUAAUCAAUAUCUAAAAAGGAUCCGUAUGAGAUUUGGUUGGUAACCUAGCAACAUGCUAGGUUACCAACGUCCUAUAUU
Papaver somniferum (opium poppy) is the source of this 715-nucleotide messenger RNA. RefSeq lists its product as uncharacterized. The record is from RefSeq and is a predicted model, not a curated record. The coding region runs from base 42 to 518 and encodes 158 amino acids. Gene Ontology annotation, molecular function: DNA binding. The transcript has 2 exons. NCBI's taxonomy places the organism in Eukaryota, Viridiplantae, Streptophyta, Magnoliopsida, Ranunculales, Papaveraceae.